AUGUGCUUCAUUCACACCACCCGAUGCGGCCAUCAAAACCCCGUCCCUCGAACAGCCUAUUGCAAGGACGCGGAUAAUGUUGAAGUCCCAUGCAAGAAGACGCGUAUGCAGACGACUUCCGUGAUCGACUCCUCCAAGUGUCCUCAGUGCAAGGCCAAGGCUGCUAAGGCUAAGGCUAAGGAAUGCAAGACUGAGGCUGAGGGUGAAUAA
Messenger RNA from Fusarium musae, 210 nucleotides. RefSeq lists its product as uncharacterized. NCBI's taxonomy places the organism in Eukaryota, Fungi, Ascomycota, Sordariomycetes, Hypocreales, Nectriaceae. The record is from RefSeq and is a predicted model, not a curated record. Bases 1 to 210 code for a protein of 69 amino acids. The transcript is spliced from 2 exons.